Molecule: messenger RNA, 399 nt
Organism: Aspergillus caelatus
Lineage: Eukaryota; Fungi; Ascomycota; Eurotiomycetes; Eurotiales; Aspergillaceae
Exons: 4
Coding region: 1-399 (132 amino acids)
Source: RefSeq, a predicted model, not a curated record
AUGGAUAGGAAGACAAAAGCAAAACAGGAUAAAGAAACCCACUCGCAGACUCUCUCCGAGAAUAAGAAACACCGCCUCCGCCUUUAUAAUAGGCUGCCUCAUGGAAGACUACUCAGACGGCAGUCUAGAAAACGGGGGUACUUUGAUUCGGGUGAUUUGGCUCUCUCUACAGCCGAUAGAGUAACUGAUAAAGGUGCAAUUCAAACUGGCACAACCCAUCCUAUAUAUGAUAGCAUUUCUUAUCCUUAUACCCCGGUUCCUAACACCAGUAAUGCCAACAGAGAUACAAACAAGAGCUUUAGUGGCAAGAAAUCCCAAAUUCCGGAAAUAAUAGAUAGUCCUCUGCACCAACCAAUCGACAAUACAAAUAGGAUGCAGAAACCAGAAGAAACAGUUUAG